Cryptococcus deneoformans JEC21 is the source of this 1269-nucleotide messenger RNA. RefSeq lists its product as hypothetical. NCBI's taxonomy places the organism in Eukaryota, Fungi, Basidiomycota, Tremellomycetes, Tremellales, Cryptococcaceae. The record is from RefSeq and is a predicted model, not a curated record. Bases 707 to 1093 code for a protein of 128 amino acids. The transcript has 2 exons.
CCUCAUUCUACUCUGUUACCGACAAAAUCAUUACAUAUACCCUCCAGUUCAGGAUUUGAACAACUCAGUUUACUGAGAUAUUGGACCAAUCAAAUGUAUCCACGCAAAGCGGAGACACAAUUGGAUCACAUAUUGCGUUCACCCCCUUCGGCUCCUCCCUCGUAAUCUCUCCAUUACGUUACACUAUCAUCUCUCAACAAUCGCCGCGGGAUAACGACCCUCUACAUACGAAUGAGGCUUUCCAUAUGAUUUGGAAGUGAGUAAAGCUGUGUACAUGGUGCACUCCCUCAUCACUGUACUGGGCAUUCACUUUGAUGGGGAAUCUCACACCGCGCAUCAUCGGUCGAUUAUCGCUGUCAGCGCGUCCGUUUCGUUUACGAAGAUCUCUCAGCACCCGUCUGGUAUACCAACAAGGAUCCGGCCUGCCUCACUAUCGCAAUGGCUCCAACUUACUCACGAAAUGCGUAUACCGAACAUCAACAGCGUAUAGAACGGCCUGACGGCUCAUGGUCCAUCCACCCCUGCACCAUUUCUACCGUCCUUUGGUGGUGUCAAAAUUCAACACAAACCUAUGCAGCUUUCGACCGUUUCUGACUUAGUCCCAUAUAAUGCAGCCCAAAACCAGUAAUUCUCAUAUCCGCUCCCCCUUGCUAGACCAGCGACACGACGGAUGUAGAAUAUGGUUGGUCUCUUGAUUAAGUUUUGAAUGCAUAAAAGACCCCUUCCAGAGACACAUUCUCAUCCCUUCCUUCAUUCACACUUCCCAAUUUUCAAACAGAAGCUCCUACGAAACAACUUCAAACCGCUUAACAAACAAACAAAGCUACCUACAAUCACAAUGGUUCGCAACAUCACCUUGACGUCUUCUAUGAAGACUAAGAAUACCGAGCGUGCUAGCCGCAAAUCCCGUCCGAACACUCCUCUCACACUUACUUCUAUCGCUUCUUCACCAUCAUCUCCCAGUAUCAGGUCGAGCCCUGUCAGCCCCAUGAAGUUCGUCAUCUCUUUUGAGGCACUUUCCCCAAACUGCGCACCUCGGUGGACUACCAAAUAUAUGGGAGGUACUAGAGUGCUUCUCAAGAGGAUUGCUUGAGCCAUUACAUGCCCUAUCAUGUAAGUGAUCUGUGUUUGAAUUACCGCGGUUCAAACCGACCUCGGCUCCUCUCAAGAUUGCCGCUCGUCAUGACACAAUACGGGUGAAUGGACAAUGAGAUAAUGAGCUUUCGAUAUCGUAUUCUAAUUAUUAUGUUCCUAUAAUGCAUGCUGGUG